AUGGACGCUUGGACCUGGUUUCUCAAGCUGUUCCUUGAGGGUUUCCCGGAGUGGGGGCAGAGGGACAAUGCAUCCAUCAUCAGCGACCGCGAUAAGGGGUUGGUGCCGGCAGCAAGGGAGGGGUUGGUUUUGGCAUCGGCCGUGGAGGGCGUGGUCGAGGCUUUGCUUCAUCUAGACGUGGUCGCAGAGGGAGAGGCGGUGGCGUUGCAGGGACGGGUCUUGGCAGGGGAGGUAGGGGAGUGCCCCUUGGGGGCGAUUGUGGAGAGUAGGGGGGUGGCGGACCAGAAUUUACUGGGGUUGGUGAUGGAGGAAGGGGAGUGCCGCUCCGUGGGGCCACCAGGGAGCAGGGGGGUGUCGGUGAAGGAUGGUCCGGCAUUGGAGGUGGAGGGAGGGGAGUCCCGCUUGGUGGGGCUCCUGGAGGGAAGGGGGGUGCCGGAGCAGGAUGGUCCAGCAUUGGGAGAGCUGGAGGCGUCCAUUCGUGAGCACCACCCUCUCUUGCGUGAUGAGGAGGUAGACCUCAUUGUGGACGGCCAUCUACUACGCAUGGUUCAGGAGCGCGCGGCGGAGCAAGCACCUGCGAGCGGCCAGCAAGGAGGAACUGGUAUGGAGGAGCUGUGCUCGCAGCUCCAUUUGCCGAAAGGAGAUGAUGAGACGGCGGAAUCCUACUGCAAUAGGGCCCGCACCAUCCGAGCGGAGCUGCUGACCAUUGGGGAGGAGGUCCACAUGGCCACGUUUGCCGCCCACGUGCUGAAGGGCCUACCACCGGAGUGCGGAUUUCUUCGCCGCAAGCUCGAAAUUUCCAGCCCUAACAUAACGGCGGAACGCGUGUGCAGCGAGGUGUUGAUGGAGGAGCAGACUCUCUUUAUCGAACAGAGAAAGAAAAGGGGAAGGGAGAAAACGGACAAGAAGAAGGAUGGCAAGCGGGAGAAGAAGCGAGCCCCCUUCAAGGGGCGCUGCUACAACUGCAAUGAGGUGGGGCACAUGGCUGCCAAGUGCCCCAACAAGAAGAAAGAUACAACGCCCACGGCAGCUGCGAACGUAGCUGAAGGAGACGGGAAGGGCGUGGCGCUCACCGUUGUGUGUUCGGCUGCAAAGUUGCUGGCCAACGACAAGGACUUGUGGUUCCUUGACUCAGGAUGCUCCCAACACAUGACCGGCUGCAAGGAGUGGUUCACGGUGAUCCAUGACCCAUUUGCAACGAAAUCAGUCAAAGGGUUUUAUGGUUCUAUGCAGGAAGUUGCCGGUGUUGCAAGGAACGGUGCAACGGCUGCAGCGGCAUGCAACGGCACGGCGGCUGCAGCGGCAUGCACCGAUAUGGCGGGUGGAGCGGCGAGCAACGACACAGGGGCUGCAACAGCAAGCAACGGCACAGCGAAGGAGAUUGCUGAUGUGGCUUCAAGCAAGCCGGGAGCUAAAGAUGGAGCGGCCAGCCUCAAGACGUAUGCGGUGGGCUCCAAGGCAACGCCCAACCUGUGGCAUGCUCGCCUUGGACACGUCCACUUCGAUGCGGUGAAGCGGACAGCCACGAGCAGUGGCGUGUUCGGUAUGGACCUGGAGAAAGGAGUCAAGCCCGACGUGUCCAUGGUUCGUGUGUUCGGGUGCAUAGUUCGGGAAGCUUGCAAGCAAGACUCGUUGGGGCAUGCAUUUGGGCAUGAGCAUGGAAACCGAAUUCGGUGCCACCACGUACCGUCAUCGUGGUCCCGGUACCGUCCGUGCAAGGGGGCGAGAAACCCCUUGAUCCCUUUGGGCAGCAAGGCACCUACUGCACCUCCUCCUCUUGGUCCACCCUCUGUUGCUGAUUUGGCACCCGUAAGACCAGAGGAUGGUCCUCUGGAGGUUGACACCAGCAUGGGAGAACACGAGGACGCAGAAGAAGAAGUAGUAGUGGAUGAGCAGUCACUAAUGGCCCAUGAGCAUGAGCCUUCACCUCCAGUUCCCCCCCUCCAGCCCAUUCCACCACCCCCACGUCGCUCCAGCAGGCCUAACAAGGGGGUGCCACCUGUACGGUUUCAGCCAUCAGCCAUGACGGCCCUGGAUGCAGAUGAUGAGGACAACCCGUACGACGUGGCGUACCUUGCUGAGGAUGAGUGCGACACGGACAGCGAUGAUGAAGUGGAGUACCCGGACGAGGAUGAGGAGGAAGGCGCUUGGGGAGGUGUCAUCCUCGACCUGGCAGCUGCGUUGACCAGACCUGAAUGCAAGGAAUGCUCCACAGGUUAUGGCAUUGGCGCACUCACCACUGUGGGGAACCCCUGUGCAUGGGCAUUUGACGUCAACUCGGUCCUACGUCGUGCCUGGGAGUGGUACCGGGCAGAGGACAUUGACACGGGGAGGACCACGAGCACUCGCGGUGAAGAGAUGGGUGGGUAUGCUGAGCAUUUCCACCCUGCAUCGGCUCUCGCUCUGCCAUGGCCAGACUGCGGGCAGCGAGGCAACAGUCGUGCGCAAGGGCCGGACGAGCCUGCAUGUGAGGAGGAUCCGGUACCAGAGGAUGCCGGGGAGGAUGCAGAUGGGGCGGACGAUGGAGAGGGAGAACCCGGCAUACAUGUGCGCACCGGGUUCUAUCGUAACAGGCACGCAUCAUCCUAUCGCAUUGGAGGGAUCAUGCUGCUGCACUGGGCCCGUCUUUUUGCGGUGACGCUGCGGGUUGGUAUCUACACAAGCAACGCCACUGAGUCCAACAGCGCUGUCUACGGCAUCCGCAUGCUGCCACCCACAUGGCUCCUUGCAUCGCUUUGGGAUUGCUCUCGCGACAAGUG
Molecule: messenger RNA, 2759 nt
Organism: Closterium sp. NIES-65
Lineage: Eukaryota; Viridiplantae; Streptophyta; Zygnematophyceae; Desmidiales; Closteriaceae
Source: the annotation of a GenBank genome assembly